Molecule: messenger RNA, 3592 nt
Organism: Ananas comosus (pineapple)
Lineage: Eukaryota; Viridiplantae; Streptophyta; Magnoliopsida; Poales; Bromeliaceae
Exons: 5
Coding region: 189-3521 (1110 amino acids)
Molecular function (GO): protein dimerization activity; DNA binding
Source: RefSeq, a predicted model, not a curated record
CUUCCCCUUUCUUUCUUUUGCCGGUGCUUAGCAACCUUAGCUAUCUUCUCCUCUCUUUUUUUUUUUUUUUUUCAGUUCUUACAUAUCUUCCUAAAAUUAUUUGUCCUCUUUCUUUCGUCGCUUGAAAAGAAGUCGCUUGAAAAGAAGGCAAGGACAUCUCAUAUCGCAGAUUUGCUUAUUAGAUCAUAAUGGCACCUAAACGAUCAGAAGAUUAUGGUUGGCAACAUGGACAAAUGAUUGAUACGAAUAGGUUUCAUUGGAAGUGCAAUUAUUGUAAUAUGGUCGGAAUGGGCGGAGGUGUCACUCGCCUAAAGAAACAUAUUGCUGGGGGUUUUUCUGAAGUAUCAAACUGCCCUAAAGUCCCUCAGGAAAUAAGACAUGCAAUGAAAAUUGAGUUAGAAUCUUCAAAAUUAGCAAAAAAGAAAGUAAGAGAUGAUCGAGAUGAACUAGAUAAACGAGCGGCAGAAUAUCCCCCUAUUGACCCAUAUGAAGGUAUAGGUGAUGAAUUAGAUGCUGAUACUAGAGCUGCCAUGGAAGCAUCUGCACAAGAAAGAUGGCAGCAAGAUGAAGUCCAACGACAUAGAGCACAAUUUGGACGGUCUCAGUUUGAUGCCGGUGGUGGGUCUGGGUCUGGGUCUGCACAAUCUGGUUUAGCUCGCAGUGGUUCUGUUAGCCGUUUGUUCGACAGAUUUAAAAAAGGACCAAAAGAAAAAAGUGGAAGACAUCCAAAUAUUAUAGAUAUAGACCCAAUGGCCAUUCCACACUCAGAUGCUCAACAGCAACGUAUAGAUACAAUGUUAAAAAAAGAUAAAAAAGGUAGAAUUGGUAGAGCUAUAGCAAAGUUUUUUCACUUUAGUCAUAUUCCUUCCCAUGCAGCAAGUACUCCAUAUUAUAGAUCAAUGAUUGCUACCAUACAAAAAGAGGGUCAAGGAGUUGAACCUCCAACACCGUAUGAGCUCUCUAACAAAUAUCUUGACGCCGAGGUCAAUGAUAUUCAUGAAUGGGUAAAAAACUUAAAACAACUGUGGGAGAUGUAUGGUGUGACAUUGAUGUGUGAUAGUUGGACAGGACCAACAAAAAUGAGCAUUAUAAAUUUUUUAAUUUAUUGUAAUGGCAAGGUGAUAUUUCACAAAUCAAUCGAUGCAACCGGUCGAUUUGAAGAUGCUGACUAUAUAUAUGCAUUAUUGGAACAAGUUUUACGUGAGGUUGGUGAGAAAUGUGUGGUACAAGUUAUAUCGGACAAUGGUGCAAAUUUUAAGAAAGCUGGCAAACUAUUAAUGCAAAGGCAUCCCCAUUUAUUUUGGACUCCUUGUGCAGCGCAUUGCAUCAACCUAAUGAUGUCUGACUUUGGUGAGAUAAAUCGGGUGAAAAAAACUGUACAUACUGCACAACGUAUAUCUAAGUACUUGUAUAAUCAUCUUUGGGUCCAUGCUUUAAUGGUGAAAUUCACAGGACGAGAACUCGUACGUCCUGGUAUUACACGAUUUGCAACAAAUUUUAUUGCUCUAAACAGUAUCCUUCAAAAUAAAAAUGGAUUAAAGUCCAUGUUUGCAUCAGAUGAAUGGCAAACAUCUCGUUAUGCCUCCACGGCUGAUGGAAAAUCGAUUGAGCAAAUAAUUAUGUCUACCAAGUUUUGGGAUUAUGUGAAAGAGAUUGUUGAUAUUGUGGAGCCGCUAUAUGUGGUCCUCCGUUUAGUGGAUCAGGAAAAAAUACCUCAAAUGGGACAUGUUUAUUAUAAACUGAGGAUGGCUAAAGAUAAUAUUAAAAAAAAUAAUCCACUACGGUGCCAAUCUUUUCUAAAAAUUAUUGACAGACGUUGGGACGUCCAGAUGAGCCGGGAUCUACACUUAGCAGGUUAUUAUCUUAAUCCGUCAUACCAUCAUCGUUAUAAUCUUGGAUUUGAUGAUGAACUGUUGAAGGCAUUACGAAACGUUAUCAAUAGAUUGGAGAGGGAUCCAACACAUGCUGCUCUUGCCAUAAGUGAGGGAAAAAUAUUUCGUGAAUCCUCUGGAACUUUUGGUGAAGCGGGUGCAAUUAACGGAAGACACAAUACCGAUCCCACUGAGUGGUGGCUACAAUAUGGUGGAUCGGCAAAGCACUUAAAAAAGAUUGCUGUGCGUGUCUUAUCACAAACAACAACGUCUAGUGGAUGUGAACGCAACUGGAGCACGUUCGCACUUAUACAUACCAAAGUGCGUAACCGAUUAGCGUACGCUCGAUUAGAGAAGCUAGUUUAUGUCCACUAUAAUAUGAGGCUCCGUUUAAGAUGCAUGCAAGAGGAGUAUGAUAAGGAAAAGGUAUUAAAAACUUAUGAUCCCUUGGAUGCAAGUUUUAUCAAUGAUGAAUCAGACCCCGUACUUGAUUGGCUACAAGAUAGAGACAAUCAAGAAGACCCAUUACUCGAUGAGCCUGGAGAUCCACCACGACCAUUCAGAAUAAUUGCUGAUGAAGCAGGAAUUAGUGAUGCUGAAAGAUGGGCUGACGAGAACAUAGGAAGCUCUCAAGGUAAUGUGCAAGAACAAGCGGCUUUGGACGAAGAAUCCCAAAAUCCUGCACGUGACUCUGAUGCGGAAUUCGAACGUCUUAUGCAAGGACCUGGAUAUGGUCGUUCACGUCGUACUCAGAGUCAAUCUGGAAAGGAGAAAACGUCUUAUACUGCAAAAAGGCCUUCAACGACAGUCCGAAGUGGUAAGAGUAAAAAAAGUAUGACAUCGAUGGAUCCAUUAGAUGCAGCUGAUGCACUCCCACAAGAUAAUGAUAGUGAUACAUCGACACCAGCAGAUUCUGGAUUACCACAGUCUAAAGAUGAAUGUAGUGAUGAUGAUGAUACCACUAAUAGCAGUGAGGAUGGUGGCGACUUCAUUCCACCAACACAACAGGAGAGUGGAGGUGGUGGUGGCCUUAUAUUUACUGAAGAGCAAAACUUCACACAUGCCACUCAAGAUGCUGAUCAUGGGUCUCGACCACGUCAAACAUCCGGAAUGGUAUAUGACCGUCGAAAAGGUAGGAGGUCCUCACAACAAGAUUAUGGGGAGAUGAGAGAAGGUUUGGAGGCAAUAUCAACUAGACCUCCACGAAGGGAUGAUACUUUGCAAACACAGUUUGAUAGUACUUCAAUAUCAUCGCAUCCCUCAUAUCGACAUGGUCUAUAUGGAGAGAUAUUUGAUUAUGAUUCAUCAAUUUAUGGCACUCAGAGUGAAUCCCAAUCCAUCCCUGGACAUAGUGAAAGCUCAUACGGCGAAUCUACAUCCACUCAUGCAUAUCCACAUUAUGGUUCUUCUUUUCCAUACAAUCCAUAUCCUUAUGAUGCUUCAGUUUAUAUGCCGCAGAUGACUGUUGUCCAUUAUAUCCACGAUCCAGUUGCAUAUGCAAAUUAUCUCCGACAAUACAAUGACCUAUAUCGGGAAUAUAUGACUUUCUCACAAUACCAGCAAUACUUAUAUCAACAUUGUCAUAUAAAUCUUGUAUCUGCAACUGACAGUAUGCCAUAUGAUCAAGCGCGACAAUCUAUGUGGAAUUAAGCAGUCAUCUCUAUGUAAAGAUGUAAAUUUAAAUAAUUAUUAUACUUGUGAAUUUUAUUAUUGUAUUUUAA